UCCUCGCGGAGCCGAGAGACCGAGCUCCCGGGUAGGGACUGUCGGUGCAGCGCGGCCCCCGCGGCUGGGCUGACAGCGCCCGCUCGCUCCUGGCAGCCGCCUGGCACCGGCGGGACUCGCUGCCGCAGGAUCGCGGGACCUGCCUCGGCUUAGCCCGGGCCGCUGGUCUGGUGUCCGGAGCCCCUGAGGGGCAGCGACGGGAGCCUGCUGCAGGAGAAGUUGCUUCCUAAGCCUGACUUGUGUCCAGCCCCAAGGGCUGGUGUCCCUGGCGCUGCGGGCCUGUCCAUGGGCCUGCGGAGGUGCCCCUGGCCGCAGUAACCUUAAACCCUCUUUUACACACUGCCCAGCCCUUGGCCUCGGAUGUCUAGUAGCGGUGAGUUUCACUGGCUAAUUGGGUGUUGUGUAAAAAUAUUUAUUUGUUUCCAGUUUUAAAUUUGCUGCCCUUGGAUUUCAUUGGCUGUUAUCUUGUUCCCGUGUUACAGGAGAAAUGAACAGCACAGCCAUACCUGAUCUUGCUUCACUGCACCAUUCAAUAUUUUAUAUGCCUCUUUCAAGAAUCCUUUUUACUCAUCUCCUUUUUACAGUAAUAACCGUCUUUGGCUCUAAUAAUUUUCAUCUUCCAUGUCUAUUUCUGCUAUAUCCUUUUGGAGAUAGGGUGAUGUGAGUGAAACAGUAUUGAAACAGGAGAUGUAUACCACUGAUCUAUAAAUCAGCUCAAAUGGCUUAAAUCUAGCAAAGUUAUAAACAACUGAAAACAGGUCUUGGAGUCAAAGGUGUCACACAACUUAAUCUAUAGGUGUGACUACCUUUGUCACAUUUAAUAAUGGAGUGAUAACAUUUGCAGGAUUUUCAGAACCAUACUAUCAAUCAACUUGUUUACUUUCUUCACUGCUGUUGUGCAUUCACCUAGAGAACUUCAUUAUGCUGUGUAUAGUGACAACACAGUUCUUUUCCCUGAGAGGUUACAUUUAAUUUAUAACCUAGUAAAUUGUAUGAGUUGAUCAAAUCAUCCUUUCCAAUGUGUAUUACUUAGAUGAAAUUCAGUGCUGACAAAUUCAGUCAUUCAUGGUAAGAUUGCUAUAGAUCAGUGGUUCCCAAACUUUAACAAUCCAUGAACCCCUUUCACUAAAGUGUCAAGUCUUGUGAACCCUGUCCUAAUAAUGAAUAUUUCCAGGGAUUUUCUCCCUUACCUCAGCAUAAAUUAUAAAAGCAGUGAUCUUGGAAAUAUAAAAUGUGUUUUUAUGACAUGCUUAUUACACACUAUGUAUUAAUUAUUAUUUAUCAUUACAGUAUUUUUAUUACAUUAUGAAAACAGCAACACUCUUCCAUGAUCUCACUUUUGCAGCUUGUAUCAGUUUUGAUUAAACCUGUUAUAAGACAAGGUUCCUAUCAGAGGUGCCAGUAGAAAAAAGGGGUGUGGGGGCACUGCUGGAAAAGUGGGGGGGCCUGCAGGGGUCACCAGAAAAAAGGGAGGGACCCAUGGAGGGUGGUCGUGCCAAUGCGGGGGCAGCAUGUGACCCUUGUUGCCCCCCAGUACUGGCGCCUCUGGCUUCUAUGUUUCAUCAAGGAGUAUCGGAUGUGAAAUAGCAUGGAGCCAACUCCGGUAUUUAAGAAGCCAAAGAGUUCCUCCUACACAAGCAUUCAGGUCUUGAGCAGUCCAGGCAAACAAUGCACGUUAUAACAAAGCUUAAACUUGUUCUUCAUAAUAAUUUAAAAACAACACUAGCCGCCUAUUUAAUUUUAAAAACUUUUAAACUUUUAAAAAAUUUUAAAAAAAUUAAAAAAAAAAUAUCCACCUCCCUUUCUAUUUUGUAUAAGGAGUCUUGAAGUUUAAAUCACCUCAGUGUGAUAGAUAUGCUUGCUUUGAUAUGCUUAGCUCUUGGAACUCCCCAAGGGCUGCUGGCCCCAUGCUGCUCGGGGUCCCUAUGGACAGCUCUGUCUGCCAUUAAGGAAUUUUUUCCUGAGAACCCCCUGUAACAUAUUGUGAACCCCCAGGGGUUCACGAACCACAGUUUGGGAACCACUGCUAUAGAUAUCUCUUCCUUUUAGAUAAAAAUUGUAUCUUCAGGAAUGCCAUCUAGGGCCUUAUGUUCUGAAUAUAUUGGCUAAUGUGUUCAAAAUCUAGUUAUAGUGGAUUUUGAACACAUUAGCUAAUAUAUUGUAGUUUUUUAAAAUAUGUGUUAGCUGGUGGAGAAAAUCUAGUGGUGAGCUCAUGGUGAUGCCUGUUUAUGCUCUAAGAUAAAUGUUAUGAAGGCUCUAAAAUACUCUUGCUCCAGGGCCUGAGGCCGAUUGCAGGGUUGGGUCAGGAAGAAAUUACACCUAUCCCUGGGAGGUGAGGUUGAUUGCCAAGUUGGUUUGGGAAGACAUUUUCCUGUCCUUUGGGGGAUGAGGCUUAUUGCUAGCCUGGGUGAGGUCAGGAAGAAAUACCCCCACCUCGAGCUACUCUAUGGUUCAGUUAGGCAUUUUUGUGGGUGUUUCACCACAUUUUUCUCUGAAGAUUCCAAUAUUGGUUGCAGUUAGAGAUGAGAUCCUGAAUUCGCUGGACCUUGGUUUUUCUGUGUUGUUAUAUCUUGUGUUCCUAAUCCUGCUACCCUUCUUAGCUGUAUGUAUGCAGCUUGUAGUUGUGGGUAUUGUGAUGUUCACGCGUAUGUAUGCUUUGCAGAAAGAGAUGCACUCCAUAAAGAGAGAUGCGGUUCUGAAUAGAGCAAGAUAUUCUUAUGUGAGAGAUCCCAGGGAAAGGGAGAGUACUGUGAAGUGCGUUGGGCUUCUCAGAAAUGACAUGUGGUUGAGAGGUAAACUCCUGAGAGAGAACAAAACUGGGGCAAUUAACUGGAAAUUGGAGAGCCUGGUAAACCUUAUCAGAAGUGUUGGGGUUUUCAGUAGGAAUCCAGAGGUUACUGCAGGGCUGAUGGAAUGAGGCUUUUGGAGAAUUUGCUGGCUGUUGUUUCCAUUUCCUCUUUAGUGAAAUAACUUUUCUGUUCUGAGCAGUGUUCCACUGUGGCUCCAUGAACGGACCAUGGGCUUCCAGGGAAAAUAACUAUACAAGUUCUUUCCAAGCACAUUUAAAGUGUCAUCAUGAUGGAACGUGGGCUUGUGCCAAAAAGCCGCUAAAGCUGCGUUGUCUGAAAGGGCAGAGCUACUGGCUGUGAGGGGGAGGAGGCAGAAGCAGAGUGAACUCCCUGCCACGCACAGACCACUUGAGAGUUGUUUGGAUGAGUCUGGGAUGAACUUUCCAGGUGCAUUGCUUGAAAACAGCUUGCAGAAAGAACUAAAAGGCUUCUUCAGCUUCAGCAAGGGACUCCAGGCAGUUUCAGGAGCAUCUUGUAGAUUGGCCAGCCAGGCUGAAACUGCUCAGCGAUGAUGGGGCAAAGGUUUCUGCUUCAUGGGACACUUGCCUUGUUUCUGCUCAGUGUCCCCUGUGAAGCCCAGGAGUUCCAAGGCGGCAAGGUCACCACUGGUGCCAGUCCUCUGUGUGAGAAAGAGACCGAGUCCUGGGGAACAUUGUUCAGUGGGGAGCGACUGGAUGCUUGGAUAUUUUCUCUGAUUGGCUCAAUUAUGGUGGGGCUGAGUGGAGUCUUCCCCCUGCUGGUAGUUCCCCUUGGGACAGGAGCUGCCCUGCAAUCAGAAGUGGGAUCCAAUCGUUUGAAGCAGCUGUUGAGUUUUGCAAUUGGUGGGCUUCUGGGGAACGUAUUUCUGCACCUCCUCCCUGAGGCUUGGGCCUACACCUGCAGCGCCACUGCAGGAGGUGGGCAGAGCUUGCAGCAGCAGCAGCUUCUUGGCCUCUGGGUGAUCAUUGGCUUCCUGACCUUCCUGGCACUGGAAAAGAUGUUCCUAGAGAGUGAGAGGCAAGAAUGGCCCAGCACAGGCAAUAAUUCCAAAGCAUCUUCUAGAGGGACUCCAAAUGGAAACAGCUUCUCCCUGCAGAAAGUAGCAGGCAAAGUCCAAAGAGCAAAGACAAACAAGGCUCAGUGUAAUGGCUCCUCUCUCUCAUCUCGCCCACCGGACCGAAGAAUCAAGAUCAGUGGAUACCUUAACCUGUUGGCCAAUACCAUUGAUAACUUCACACAUGGCCUGGCGGUGGCAGCCAGCUUCCUGGUUAGCAGAAAGGUUGGGCUCCUAACCACUAUGGCAAUCCUACUGCACGAAAUCCCACAUGAGGUAGGAGAUUUCGCCAUCCUGCUCCGGGCUGGGUUUGACCGCUGGAGUGCAGCCAAGAUGCAGCUUUCCACAGCUCUGGGGGGAAUUCUAGGAACCUGCUUCGCAAUCUGUUCUCAGUCGCCUAAAGGGACAGGGGAAACCAUAGCUUGGAUUCUCCCAUUCACCUCCGGGGGAUUCCUGUACAUUGCCUUGGUAAACGUUGUGCCUGACCUUCUAGAGGAGAAGAAUCCCUGGAACUCUCUGCAGCAGGUCCUUCUCCUGUGCACAGGCAUUACAGUCAUGGUGCUGCUCUCAGUCACUACAGAAUGACCUCCACUCAGACCUCCUCAUGCUGCCUCCCAGAGCUGCAUUGACUUUGAGCUGUUACAAAGCAAUAAGGAACACUAAUGUAACUUCCUGUGUGUGCGCUUGUGGGUCCAGCUACUAGCGAGAGAGGCAGGUGAGAAAAAGAGGGAGUCAUUGGGGAUGCUGGACUCCAUUCCCUGGCUCUUCUAUCCCUGCUCUGUUAAAAGCCCACAAACCAGGGCUUCCAUUGUUGGUAUUUUAUGGAGUGAAAGCUUUUGAGAAGCAGAAAUGAACCAAGAACCUGUUCCAAGAACAGACUGUGUCUCACCCUGAAGUAAGAACAAGUGUUGGAACUGCACAUCUUAAGCUGCUGAGUGAAUAGGACAAGAUCCCUUUAUCUGGCAAAGAAGGAUUUACCUGCUGGUCCAGGCCCAGAGAGAAAACAAUUCCCAAAGCAGCAGUAAACCACAAACAUUCCCCAGUGCAGCCUACCUAGCAGGAGCAAAGGUACUAUCAAAACCACAUAGUUAGAUAGACAUGAGAAGGCCCAUUCCCACUCAGCCCUCAUUUAUCAGUAGAAAAAUGGGAAGGUGUCAGCCUGGACAGUCUGCCUCUCCAAGUUCCUCUGCCUUAGCUUUGAAAUCAGGCCUAAUACUUGGGGCAGGUUGGAAUAGGAGGUUAUAUAGCUUAGCCUGAAAGCUUCUGCCUUUAACCUUAACUCUCUCUGUUUAGAGAACCUAUCCCCUCCCAUGUUCAACACAGCCUAGGUGCAUAUUUGAGAAAUGGUCAGCAAAUGUUUCCUGUCAUCCCAGGUCAUCAACUCGCCUGUAUCUGGGGUAAACCUGCUCAGUCACUGCCCCCCUCCUAAGGCCUCUUAUCAGCAAGUGGAGAGUGAGCAGGUCUGGACUCUGGCUGCCACCAGAGGAGGAAUGUGGGGGAGGAAUGGAGGAGAGAGAAAACACUGACUGUAUAUAGAGAAAGGGCAGAGUAGAGAAAAAACCAUCAUGCGUGUGUGAAAGAGAUGGAUAGGGCCAGUGUUUCUCAAGGACCAGUCCAUGAGAUCUCCCUGACACAGUUUAGGAAGGCAGUAAGCCAGUCCCUGGUAACAAAAAGGUUGAGAAACACUGGAAAGGGGAACCUGCUGGUGAGAAGGAUGAAAAGUGAGUCUGAAAUCACUAUGGCUGCAAAGCUGGGAGAAGGAAUCUGAGUGUGACACUGCCCUUGAGUUUAAGUCAUGUGGUGUCUGGGAUCCCAUUUGAUGGCAAUUUAACCGACUAGUAAAACUAAACCUAAAAAUUCCUGGUUUUGACUGAUGGGGAUUACCAAGUCUGACAACCCCACCUCCUCUGGAAUGUCAGAACUCCCAAAACAUAUGCACAAUUGCUUAGGCCUUACCUAUAGAAGAAAAUUGUAUUGAUUUGAAUUAAAUCUGUUUAGAACCAAUAUAGUUAGUUUAAUGCAACCUCCUUGUGUGAGGCACAAAAUAAGAGUCCACAACAAGGUGUUCUGAAUCCUUCCUGUUCCAUCAGACAUCACAUAGGAUAUAUAUAAGCUCAGCCAUUAACCAGGGGUUGCAUCAAUUUAACUAAAUCUGUCUCUAAAUUGCUUUUGUUAAAUAAAUACAGCUUUCUUGUGUAGCUAUGGCCUUUUUGAAAAGGGCUGGCUCCUGAUGCUGUUCAGGACAUUUAGGGCUCCAGUGAGUGGCCAGGUUGGCUUAAGCAGUAACAAGCCAGAAGCGCAGCCUAGAGCAGGUUGUCCUCAUUUCCUUUAGAGCUCUGAAAAUUUUGACUAUUUCCAUGUGAUAGCCUGAGAGUUUCUGUUUGCAACAUUCUCUGCAGAAGGGCCAGUGACUAAAAUCCCUGCAGCUUUCCUUACCUGUCCCUAUAUUACCAGCUAGACCUGUUGGAGGCUGUUUCAGUACAAUGCUCUGUUUCCCCUGGAAAGUUGUCUUCCCAUGACAGCUGCUUCCUAUAUCAUCAGCUGCUGUGAGCUCCAAUCAAGCAUUCACUCUCUUCUUUUCAGGCAUCAGAGAUGACCCCUAGCCCGUAAGUACUCAGAGGGGCCACAAGAUACCAAUUCCACCACAGUGUGACUAGUUUACCUGGGGGUAGGAGCUACAAAACUUCUGAUGUGGGAGCCUGGAAGAAACAAAUGUAUGUACAUCCAGUACUUCCCAAGAGUUUGAAUAGUUGAAAAUCAGGUUGGCAUUUUUUUAAGUUGAGGGCUUAGUGCAUUGCAGGGCUUAGUGCCUGGACCUUGGUGCUAUUGCAUCAGUGCUGGGUUUGGCCAAGAAUGUAAAUCACAGCAGGGAUUCUGCUCAGUGUUCAGGAAUGUGCAGUGGGUGACAUUGAAGCAUUAAUCAUGGAGCUGUGUCUUUUGGCUGGCAGCCCAAGCCUGGAUUGAGUCUGCAGUUCCUGGGAAGCUGCACCCACAAGGGCAGCACAGGGCCUUGAAGAGCGAUGAUUAGCUGCUCCACUGCAUGCUGUGGGAGGGAGGUUGUUAGCCACUCCACUACAUUUGUCACUUUUGGAAACGCAGAAAGAAUCCUAUUUUCUAGCUCUAUUUUUUCAGCUACUCUUGUGCAUUUUCCCAUUCAUCUGUAUUGAUCUGAGCUGCAUGAAGACAAUAGAGAUGAAAUAAAUGGUUCCGAGUGUG
Dermochelys coriacea (leatherback sea turtle) is the source of this 7098-nucleotide messenger RNA. RefSeq names its product solute carrier family 39 member 13 (gene SLC39A13). Gene Ontology annotation, cellular component: membrane. Gene Ontology annotation, biological process: intracellular zinc ion homeostasis; zinc ion transmembrane transport. The transcript is spliced from 10 exons. NCBI's taxonomy places the organism in Eukaryota, Metazoa, Chordata, Testudines, Dermochelyidae. Gene Ontology annotation, molecular function: zinc ion transmembrane transporter activity. The record is from RefSeq and is a predicted model, not a curated record. Bases 3358 to 4467 code for a protein of 369 amino acids.